Lytechinus variegatus (green sea urchin) is the source of this 1454-nucleotide messenger RNA. Its product is annotated as carboxypeptidase B-like. Lineage: Eukaryota; Metazoa; Echinodermata; Echinoidea; Temnopleuroida; Toxopneustidae. Gene Ontology annotation, biological process: proteolysis. Gene Ontology annotation, molecular function: metallocarboxypeptidase activity; zinc ion binding. The record is from RefSeq and is a predicted model, not a curated record. Bases 78 to 1430 code for a protein of 450 amino acids. The transcript has 10 exons.
CAAUUUACCGUAGAUUUGUAAUCAUUUUCGGCUUGUCCAUCGACCUGGCAGCAGUUUACUGACAUACAUUGCCCAAUAUGAAAUUUGCAAGGGAGGUUUUUGUACUGGUGUCUUUGGCUUGCUUGGUUUUAGCCAAAUAUGAAGGAUACCAAGUUUGGAGGAUCACUCCCAAAACAGAGAAACAAAUCGAAUGGCUCCACUACAUUGAAGAAAAUAUGGGUGAAGAGUUUGAUUUUUGGACCGGCGUUUCAAAAAUUCCCGGUAACCCUGUCGACAUAAUGGUACAACCCAACCGCCAGACCAAUUUACGCAUGCUCCUGAAGCAAGAAAAGUUGGACCUUGAUAUUAUGAUUAAUGACGUCAAUACAUUGGUAACCAAUCAAAUGGAUGAGAUCCUUGAAAGGCGCCGAGCAAAUCGACAGUCUGUCGGGACACGUUUAGACAACUUCGAUUAUAAUGCGUAUCACACGUAUGAAGAGAUCCAACAAUGGGUAGCCGACAUGGCCAGUGAAAAUAGUGACAUCAUCGAACCAUUCCUGCUCGGAUAUUCGUGUGAAGGCAGGGAAAUUAACGGGUUCAGGAUCCGCGGUACUGGAAGCCAGAAUCCCUACCCAAAAGCUGUCUGGUUUGAGGGCGGUAUUCACGCAAGAGAAUGGAUCUCACCAGCAACAGUCAUGGGGUUUACACACAAGCUUAUAGAAGAAUACCGAUCCGAUGAUGAUCUUGUUUUGAGGAUGUUUGAUAACAUAGAUUGGUAUAUCGUGCCUUCUCUGAACCCCGAUGGGUACCACUAUACAUGGACAAAUGAUCGAUUGUGGCGGAAGACCCGUUCUAAAUAUGUGGGUGAGGCGUGUACCGGAACCGAUCCGAACAGGAAUUGGCCUUUCCAGUGGGGAGGUGUCGGGACCAGCCCGUUUUCAUGUUCUGAGAUCUACCACGGCCCUUCGGCGCUCUCGGAGAUUGAGGUUUUCAACGUGGUUGAGUUCUUGAGGGAUAGAUGGUACGAGGGUCAGGAUUUCUUGAUGUUUAUUGAUUGGCACAGCUAUUCACAGGUCAUCAUAGCGCCCUGGUCUUACCUUGAUUCUAAUCCAAGAACCGACGACUACCAAGAUCAGAUGGAUAUGGCUAAGGCAAUGAGCGAUGCCAUUCUCGCAACCUCAUUGAAAGUGUAUGGCAUGGGUGCUGGAGCUGAAAUCUUGUACCCAGCAGCGGGAUCAAGCAAGGAUUUCGGUUACGCUGCUGUGCCUGUGAAUCCAUGGGACUACACCAGCGGAGGGAUGGGGGCCAAGUACUCCUACACGGUUGAGCUUCGUGACACCGGCGAGUACGGGUUCCUCCUACCCGAAGACCAGAUACAGGACACCUACGAUGAGAUACACGCCGCCGUGCGCGCCAUCGGCGAUCGUCUUCUCACCGAGAUCGGCGCUUAAAUUGAGAUCAACCACGAUCAAACA